This is a messenger RNA of Hyaloscypha bicolor E, 1565 nucleotides long. RefSeq lists its product as uncharacterized. The record is from RefSeq and is a predicted model, not a curated record. Gene Ontology annotation, molecular function: chloride channel activity. Bases 53 to 1498 code for a protein of 481 amino acids. The transcript is spliced from 7 exons. NCBI's taxonomy places the organism in Eukaryota, Fungi, Ascomycota, Leotiomycetes, Helotiales, Hyaloscyphaceae.
CUUCCUCAGAACAUCAACUCUCAAGCAUGUUCUAGACUCGAAACCAAUGUAAAUGCACCGAAUGUCUUCCUCGUUCUCGAAGCGUGUUUCUCUCCUCCCAAGGAGCCUAAGGAAUGACAAACGUGAACGACGACGGCAGACAACCUACCCUUUGGCCAAUUCGUCUCGCAAAAAGGAUAGAAGAUGGCCCCUUGUCCUGAGGUUCUGGAAAGGCUCGAUUCACGGAACAAUACUCUUUCCAGUUACCAUGCAUUCCAUCCUGGCAGCCUUCAUUGUUUAUGUGAACCAGCACAUAAAUAGCGACUUCAAUCUACCAAGCAGCAUCAUCCCGUCCCUGUCCAUCGUCGUGGGUCUGAUGCUUGUUUUCCGAAAUCAAACAGCUUACUCCAGAUUCUGGAAUGGCCGGUGCCAUCUAAACACUGUAACAACAGCUGUUCGAUGUCUCUCGCGUCAGAUUCUCGUUCUUGUCCCAGCGCCAACGUUUUCUGGCCUCCAGUCAAUAAGUUCAUUCGACUCUUUGAUUCCUAGACUUCCCAGAGAUUCAACAAAUGUCGACAAGGCACCGGCUUUGGGAGAAACAGCUCUAUUGCCAGCGGAUCAAGCAAAGACAAUCGAGACAGUCAAAAUCUUGAUUGCAAUGUUGUACACUAUCAAGAACCAUCUCAGAGCUGAAUGGGGAGUUGCACUCAGUCCAGGAACGAGCCUUACCGCCGACGGCCAGGAAGCUAACACGGAUGAGUAUAAAGACUUGUUACCUCUUGGCUUGAAGGGUUAUGAGCACCGGGGACUGGGCCUGACUCUAGAAUUGGCAUGUUUUGUGGAGAAAUACAUCCAAUUGGGUGUAAAGAAAGGGUGGUUUCAUAAUGCGGCUUCAGGAACCAUGCUUUCCCACCUGAAUGCUCUUACUUCAGCCUAUGGAAGCAUGGAGGUCAUUCGUCUUGUUCCAAUCCCAGUGGCUCAUCUCAUUCAUCACAAGCAAACUCUUGCGCUAUUCUGUGGCAUUCUCCCCUUUGCGAUGGCCUCGGAAAUGGACUGGUGGUGCGUCCCGUUGGUAGCCUUUGUUUCCUUUACUUUAUAUGGCAUUGAAGGUAUCGCUGCAACAUAUGAAGACCCAUUUGGUGUGGCUAAAAUCGAUAUCAACAUGGACGACAUUGUCGAAGACACUCGGCGAGAAGUUGAAGUUUUAUUGACUGCCUGGGAGACUCAAGGCCCUGGGAAUGGAGGUAUCUUUCGGCCUCGUGUUGGUGAGCAAACUAUGUCACCAAGAUCAGAUAAUAGCAGUGACUAUGAAGUUGGUGCAAUGGGUAGUAGCGAGGAGACUGUGGCAAAAAACAGAGUACGGUUUGCGGUCGGUGAUUUGAGUGGGGAAAGAUAUAAAGAUGAUGAUACAACGGAGGUGAGAGGGCUGAAACCUUCCAGGCUCGGAAGUGCUGCGAGUCCAGAUACGACCCGUGAGGAAACAGGGAACGAUGGGUCCGAGUACUUUGAAGUUGCGUAGCACCACCUAAGGCUAGAUUUAAAUUCAGAUGGUGCAACAAAAAUGGAUCACAGAAGUUGGCUGAAAC